Messenger RNA from Anopheles merus, 1550 nucleotides. RefSeq names its product 27 kDa hemolymph protein-like. The transcript is spliced from 7 exons. Lineage: Eukaryota; Metazoa; Arthropoda; Insecta; Diptera; Culicidae. Bases 381 to 1349 code for a protein of 322 amino acids. The record is from RefSeq and is a predicted model, not a curated record.
CGAACGCAAGCGGUCAACGGUUUUGUGUUUUGUUUUGUUGUGUAUAGAAUUACAAGCUUAGAGCUGCAUUUUUCAAUGUUGCAUACCAUUGAUUUUAGGUAGCAGUUAACAAAUUCCAUAAGUGUGCGUACAUCUGUGGCUGUGGUUGUACGGUAUGCAUGUGCAUAGGUAAAGAGGUAUUAUACGGCCGGGCUUAUUGAUAAGGCAUCGAAACAUCGGCGUGUCCAGUCGCGUUCCACCCAAUUCGGGAUCCGGGCAUUUGUCGUCGUGUGGUGGCGGUGUAGUAUCAGCGCGUCGUUGCGACCAACCUCAAGUGCUUCUCGUUCGGUUCAAUUAGUUUCGGACGUUGGCUGUCCUAUCCGGAUCGUUUCGCACGCAAAAUGAUUCCAUCCCGUCGUUUGGGUUCCUGUGCAGCGUUGUUGCUGGUGCUGCAGCUGGCAGUGAUCGCAUUCCAGUCCGGCGGCGUUGCAGCAGAUGAGUCGACCGAACCGGGAACGAUCGAUUUAAACAGCAUCGAUAUCAACAAGCUAAAGGAUGAGGUGCUGGCCGACAUACUGCCGCCAGAGUUUAAGAACGUCACCCUGCCCAAGCUGGAGGAUAUACAGAAAAUCAUCAAAGACAAGUGUUCCCGUGUGGCCGGCAGCGAUGCAUCGUACGAGGAGGCGGAACAGGCGGCCCAAAAGUUUGGCGACUGCAUGAAGGACCUGGUCGACUUUAGCGAUCUGCAGGAAGAGAUCAAGAAGGCGAAACCAACCGGCGAUCUGGACACCGUGUUCAACAAGUACUGCCGGAGACGUUCCGCUGCUAUCGAGUGUAUCGAUACAUUCUCUGCCAAGGUGGACGUUUGCUUGGAAAAUGACGAAAAGGAGAGCAAGGUGGUGAUGGUGAACAUUGUGCAUGGGUUGUUAAAUUUUGUCUGCCACAAGGAUGGCGAUCAGAUUGCACUGUUCAUCGCCGAGGAAGGCCCGGAGUGCUUUGCCGAUCAGAAGGACGCUCUGAUUGACUGUGUCAAUGGUACGAUGUCGGGGUAUCUGAGGGAUGACUCUGCACCCGCCGCCUCCGAAGGGCUGCCGAAGCUGGUGAUGGGCAAAAAGCAAUGCGAUGAGAUGAGCUCGCUGCAGGAUUGCAUGGUGCAAGCAUUGGAAGGCUGCAAGGAAUCGACACCGGCCAAUUUGGUCGAAUCGCUGUUCAAGUUCGUGCGCCGAGAAACGCCCUGUGCCAACAUUACGGGUGAAGCGACCCCCCGGAAACAUGCACGCAAUGUCGGUGAGCUUACGACGGCUUCCCAUCAGGUUAUUACCUCCACGUUGCUAAUGGCGCUGGUAGCCAAACUGUUGAUCCGCUGGUAACCGCCGGUAAACGCCGACAUGCCGACAGCGAACAAACAAACAGUUCCUAAAUCGAAACUGACUGAUGAAACACCAUCAUUCCAAUGUGGCCGAAACCGCCGAAAUCAGGGUACUUUAGGGUAGGGAAAGGAAAAGUGUUUACAAUGCUUCAUAUUUGAAUUUUACAACAGUUAACAACAAUAAAACGUUCCCCCAACAGGA